Messenger RNA from Aureobasidium musti, 2985 nucleotides. The record is from the annotation of a GenBank genome assembly. Lineage: Eukaryota; Fungi; Ascomycota; Dothideomycetes; Dothideales; Saccotheciaceae.
AUGGCUCUGCGCAACGGCAGAAUGGCGCUGUUCCAUGUAGCAUGGAUUUCUAGCGCUAUCUAUAUUGGUGCCCGUGACCUUGCCCGCUACGAAUUCGCAGGCAGUGAUGACCACAAGGGGUCAACCGAGUCCUUGAUCGCUUACCCUCUCAACGCCCCUGUGGUCCCCUCUGUCGAACCUGUCCAGCAAUCGACUUCCAUUCCAUCCAUCUUCGAUGUUCCAACCUUCACCACCACGGAGUACAUCACAGUCACCAGAGACAAUGACCCAACUCCUGUGCCUUAUAUUCACCGCGGGUUGUCUUCUCACAACCCCUAUGCAAACAGCUCGUUCGUUCAGGGCGCCAUCCCCUACUUUGUUCCCUUCUUCCGGAGCUCUUACGGUCAGGCUCUCACGCACACCCUCAGCUGGUUCGGCAACCACCCCGUCACCAAAGCUAUGUACCAAGCGAUCGCCUCCCUCAUCAGCUUCCUCCUCUAUCUUUGGUCGAUCAUACCCGGAGGCAAGCAAGAUCUGAACACUUUGGCAGUUGCACUGUUCCUCUAUGCACUCCAAUUUGCCCCCAAGCCACCCAAGAGUCCAUCGUCAACCGAAGCCCAGACUACACCUGGCAACACUGAAUCGACUGGAGCUCAUAACACAGGUCCUGUCACAGCAGGAGAGCAAAGUUGUCUAGACAAGCUUACAGAAGCCCGCGCAAUCAUUGCAGCUCGCGAUGAAGCCCUCGCACUUCAACAGCAGACUACCUCAGCACGCAACAAGGCGCACGGAAAAUCCUUGCGUGAACACGCUUCUCGCAUCACAGAGCUCGAAGCCAGGAUCCGCGUUUCUGAUCGUGAGCGCAAUGCCGACAAACAAAGCCACAGGAGUGAGAUCAACAGACUCCAGGCGCAAAAUGAUACCACUGCCUCAGACCUCGAGGCUAGAAUUGCUGAGAUUGAGCGCCUCAAGGAGGCACACGAGGCACAGAUCAAGGAGCUCACGGCUGAACACAACAAUGCUCCUAGCCAGCAGAACGAGAUCAUCUCAGGCACGGCUGAGAAUGCCAACAGUCCUGAAGAGAGACAAGAAUCCGAACGCCAGAUCAGAGGAUUGCAGGAGGAAGAAAGGCUCGAACGAUCCGAAGAGACCGUUGCAGGCUUGCAGAGGCAGUCGAGGGGUUCUCGAGGCGACCUGUUUGCCCCUCCUUCACCACGGGUCACCGCACUCGAAAAGGAGGUUGCGGCACUCCAGGAGGCUCUGAGCAAACAGAAAGACGAGGAGGUUGCUGCUGCUAAAGAGCACGAGAAAGUCUCUCUUGAGGUGCAGAACGACCAGCAACUGGCUCUCAAAGAAUGCAACAACAGAGUCGAGGCUCUUAAGAGCACGAACGCUGGGCUUACCCAGCAGAAUGAGGCACUGGUCGAGCAGAAGAACGCAGCCAAGCAGGCCGAGGAGAAGGCCAACACAAAGGCUGAGGCAUUGCAGGGCCAGGUUGACUCCCUCCAACACUCACUCUCGCUCGCUGGAGCUGGCAAUGAAGCAGCUGCCGGACUACAGCAAGAUAUUGUUGGCUUGACACAGCGCUUCAAAGAUACAAAAGAGGCACUAGAUGCCCGCGAGAAUGAAUUGCAGCAGGCUAGGGAUGUCAACGCUGCAGCUGCCAGACAGCAGCAGGAGGAUGCUGCCACAACACAGAGCUUGAGAGAGUCCGCCGCGCAGUUGACCAGCCGUAUAAGCGGUCUCCAACAGGAUCUCGUGCAGGCUAGAAGCGCCCACGAGGCUGACGAGGGUCAAAAGCUGCAAACAGCUCUUAACGCCUCUCAAAAUCUGCAAACAGCUCUUGACGCCUCUCAAAAACUCAACCAAGAUUACAAGAAAGAGGGUGAUGCACUACAAAAGGCUCAUGACUCUCUGAAACAGGCCUACGACGAACAGGCCCAGAGAUGUGCGGCCGAGAAGCUAGCUCUGGAAGAACAGGCUCAGAGAUGUGCGGCCAAGAAGCUAGCUCUGGAAGAACAGGCUCAGAGAUGUGCGGCCAAGAAGCUAGCUCUGGAAGAACAGGCCCAAAAGAGACUUCAUCAUGAGAAGCAAAACACUGAAGGCCUGCGCAACAGUGUCACUACAACGACACCCCGUAGUCCGAAUUCGCCUCUGCGCAACAUGUUCGACAUGAGAUCAUCUCGUCCUCCUACACCGAACGUCUUCAAUACUGCGAAUGGUGCACUCAACAAUGCUCCGGUGUUGCCACCUAACCCUAACUCCUCGGCCAUUACCUCUGGGCACUCACAGAAUCCUGCUGCUCCAGGAACCCCUCUUGAUCCUGCUCUAGGUGGCAUUGCUCCUCCAGCCAUUCCAGGUGCUGCGAAUACCCCUGUGACGCCGCGUGAUCAGGAGCGUGCAGAAGCUCGUGCAAAGGACGCUGAAUCCCGCCGGCAACUCCAGCACGAGCACAGGAAGAAAGAAGCGGAAGACCUUGCACGCCUUCAUCACGAGGAAGCCAAGAAAGAAACCGAAGACCUUGAACGCCGCCAGCAACGUGAGCACGAGGAAAGAAAGAAAGAAGCCCAGCGAAUAAAACAAGAAAUCGCUCGUGAUGCGCUUGGCAAUUUUGAUGGUGUGUACCAAGGUGAUGAUUCGGCAAACGCUGCGCAGGCACGCGCCAAUGAUGGAAACGAAGACACAAAUAUGGCCGGUGUUGCGCCCAGUAACUUGGUCGUGGGCUCGAGAGAAGAGCACGCCUAUCUGAGAAGCAUGCCCGACAAUGGAACUGGACUCCAUGAUGAAUUGUACAGACGCCAUAACUACAGAAGCCCUGACACCAUGGAUGAAACCGACUCACCGAUAUACUUCAGCGAUUUUGUAGCAGGCUCGGAUGCAGAGAUAAGCUUCUUGCGUCAUUCAAUGCCAGCAAACCGGGACGGUCGCUUCGAUGAUUUGUACAGAGGCAACGACUACAAAGCCCCCGACGACUUCGAUGAAUUCGGAGAACCUAUCUGGCGCUAG